Rotaria sordida is the source of this 723-nucleotide messenger RNA. Lineage: Eukaryota; Metazoa; Rotifera; Eurotatoria; Philodinida; Philodinidae. The record is from the annotation of a GenBank genome assembly.
AUGCUUGAUUUUGAUGACCAAUCUGAUGUUAUUCAUACAAAUAAAAUUCAACCAAUUAAUUUAAUUCGUUUAUUAAUUGCAUUAGAACAAACAAGUGUUGAUGCAAUGAGAGAUGAUUAUUCAAUAUUAGAACUAGUUAAAGAUGAUACAUCAACAAAUAAAUCAUCUAUUAUAACAUCAACAACAAUAUCUGUAGCAAAUAUGACUGUUGUUGCAGAACUUGGUCAAGGAAGUAUGAUUGCACUAGCUACCAUCAAAACCUUGGAUUAUUGUUAUGGUGAUGAUGAUACAAUUUUUACUGUAUUAAAUUGUAUUGAUGAUUGUGUUACUGUUGAACGUGAAGAAGUUAAAAUAAUUGGAAAACUAUCUAUUGGUAUUAAAACAAUGAUUGGAGCAUCAGAAUCAUUAACACGCACAUUUGUUAGACCAAAACAUGAUACAUUAACAGAUGGUGAUAAACAUAAAAAAGCAUCUGAAGUUCGUUGGUCACGUGAUACACUUCUAUUUGUAAUAUCAACAUUUGCUCAUUUUUCAACGCAACAUUUAAAAGAAUUAAUUAAAUUAAUAAAUGAUCGAACAUUACGUAUUCAUGAAGCACUUAAUGCAAAAUCUCAUACAUGUCUUGCUAAUAUGGCACAUGCAUUACUUGAAUUAGAUGGUUAUGAUUCUAUAACAAUGUCAUAUCGAGGUAUACAAAAUUAUUUUCAAAAAUUAUUACCAUGA